Messenger RNA from Phycomyces blakesleeanus NRRL 1555(-), 591 nucleotides. RefSeq lists its product as hypothetical. NCBI's taxonomy places the organism in Eukaryota, Fungi, Mucoromycota, Mucoromycetes, Mucorales, Phycomycetaceae. The record is from RefSeq and is a predicted model, not a curated record. The transcript is spliced from 5 exons. Bases 1 to 591 code for a protein of 196 amino acids.
AUGGAGAUUUACGAUCUUUUGAGCCACAAACAGCCUAGGAAAUUGACUAUAUCAAAAGCAGACUCUAGCCUACCAGAAGUACCUACGCGGGAAACCUUGAUUACUGAGAGGUCUGUGGUCAAUCAAGAAUCGCAAAAUAUUGUAGAUCUACCUUCAAGAGCUCAUUGGAAGCCGUAUUCUAGCACUACACUUUGUGGUCAAAAAGGCUGUUCUAAUGUUUUUGGUGUGCUUAUAUUUUGUGAUAGACACUGCUCAGAAAGUAUUCGGUUGGACAAAAACGCUUUAUUUAAUUCUAAAGGGGUUUUAUGCCGUGGAUGUGAUAAGUGCGUAUUAUAUUACCUUUGGGAAAUACUCAGAACCAAAAAGGGGUGUACGGACGAAGCAGACAUUGCACCCAAUACACGAGAUAAGCAUCGUAGCAUCAUGACACUUGAACCGCAAGCAAUGGAAGGCAUAAUGGAAAUUGGACGGGAUGAUAUCAUUCUACCUGCUCCGGUGUCAGAUACUGAAGGUGGAUACUUGUUAUCGUUAGGCAAAUUUGACCCAAUUCCAUAUUCUGCUCUGGAUGGUUGGCAGUGGUCAACAUUCUGA